UGUAUAAAUUACAGGCACACAGGCCUUUUUUUCCUGAAUGAAAUAGCUGAGCAGAGCAGAGCAGAGGAUUUAGGGCAGGAGGCCUCCAGUGCUUUUCCUCCGUUCGUUUUCUACAUUCCCGCCUCAAGAAGAAGGAAAAAAACAGGAAGAAGAUGAAGUACGUCAUAGGAAUUGGAGGGGUGACCAAUGGUGGCAAAACCACUUUGACCAAAAGACUUACCCAAGCGCUCCCAAACUGUUGCGUUGUCCAUCAAGAUGACUUCUUCAAGCCACAAGAUCAAAUACAAGUCGGGGAAGACGGAUUUAAACAAUGGGAUGUGUUGGCUUCCUUGGAUAUGGAUGCGAUGGUGAGCACUGUUCAUGCGUGGAUUGAGAAUCCCAUGAAGUUUGCCCGAUCCCAUGGAGUGAGUGUUUCCUGUCAAUCAAAGCAGCCCAGUUCUGAUGAUACCCAUAUACUGAUUGUUGAAGGUUUCCUUCUUUACAACUACAGACCACUGAUUGACUUGUUCGACAAACGCUAUUAUCUAGCAGUCCCAUACAGUGAAUGCAAGUGGAGGAGGAGUACACGUAAAUACACAGUACCGGACCCCCCUGGUCUCUUCGAUGGCCACGUAUGGCCCAUGUAUCUUAAGCACAGGAAGGAAAUGGAGGCUAACGAAGUGGAUGUUGUUUAUCUGGAUGGGCUGAAGUCCAGAGACGAUCUUUACAUGGAAGUCUUUAAAGAAAUACAGAACAAGCUUUUGAAUCACUCAUAGGAUCUGUGGGAAGUUAAAAGAUCUAUGUACAAAUCUGAUGUAAAUACUAUUUUGGAUAUUUACUGAAACAUGUUAAGUGAACAUGCCUUCCUUGGCACUGCCCAUUGGAAAAUAACUUUAUGUAUAUAAUUGAAAAAAUAAGGUAGUUUAUUUACAACUCAACCACGGGCAGUUGUUGUUUUUUAUGUACUUAUUUUAUAUUCCAUUGGCUUAAACGUGUGUGUUUUAAAAACGCAUUUUUAUAAUGGAACACUUCAGUGAAGUCUGUAAAAUACCACUGGUUUUACGUACGUAGCUUUGUGUCAGUAAUAAGCUUCUGUUUAACUGCUUGUGCAAGAACACACGGCAUACUCAAUAAAGAAACAUUUGGACAUUU
Podarcis muralis (Common wall lizard) is the source of this 1131-nucleotide messenger RNA. RefSeq names its product nicotinamide riboside kinase 2. The record is from RefSeq and is a predicted model, not a curated record. Lineage: Eukaryota; Metazoa; Chordata; Lepidosauria; Squamata; Lacertidae.